AUGGCUGAAGCAGCGGAAAGUUCGGGCUCCUCCGAACUCGAGGCGAUGAUGGAAGAAUUGGGACUCGAGGAGGAUGAUCUGCAGGAUGUGAUCGUGGAAGAGGAUGAACUCCCGGAGGAGGCGACCCGCUGGAUGGCGAUAGCUAGGAUUCACACCGAUAAACCCUACAACCAGUAUUGGUUCUUUCGGAACAUGAGGGUGGCCUGGGAUCUAGCCCAGGAGGUGAAUAUCAAACCACUCGAGGAAAACCUCUAUACGAUGCAGUUUUCGUGUCUCGGUGACUGGGAAAGGGUUAUGGAGGACGGACCGUGGAACUUCAAAGGGAAGGCAGUCAUGAUGGCACACUAUGAUGGAUUUACAAAGCCCUCUUCCAUAGAGCUCAAUAAAGUUGAGAUGUGGGUGCAAAUACAUGACUUCCUUCAAGGAUACUUCUCCAAGAUCAGAACAUUAUCAUCGACGGUCGGCGAGUUCAUCUAUGCCGAACCAAUGGCGCAGGACUUUGAAGGGAAUUUUGCGCGAGUGCGUGUUAACAUUGAUGUCACAAAACCUCUGAAGAACAUCGUUUCCCUAGUGGUAAAGAAGAAGGGAGAGGUUCAGAGGGUGCUCUUCAGGGUUAAGUAUGAAAGGUUGCCUGACUGGUGUGCGGUCUGUGGAUAUCUUGGUCACACUUUCAAAGAAUGCGGGGACGGAAUUCACCUCCCAAAGGCACUAGUGUUCAAGGAUCUGAGAGCAACGUGGUUUAGAGGCCCAGGGAGAGGCCCUAGAGAAAGCUCUGGAAAUAGAAGUGGCCGAGGCAGGGGCCGUGCUGGCCGUGGAAGAGGCAGAGGUGGCAUGCAGCAGAAUUCCCACACGCCCAGGAAAGAGGAUGAAACUGAGAAGAAUGCGGUGGAUGUUGAAAUGACAGAGGUAGAGAGGAAUCGCAAGAGGGGUGCUUCUCCUGUUGUUGAUCCCAAGAACUCCCCAAAUCCUCCCAUUCACAAUGGAAAAGGAGACAUGCCGCUGCUACUGUCGGCUCCAGAAAUACCGCCGAGCCCCUCGUCGAAGCAGGAGCCGAAGAGGAACAAGGCAACAGCUACAUCUCAAGAUAAAGGUCCAGUGAAGAAUUUAGCUCCAAGCAAACCCAUUGAUGCACAUUUGGCGGGCCCCCAUGGGGGGUCGCGCCAGGUGCAAUGA
This is a messenger RNA of Aegilops tauschii subsp. strangulata, 1173 nucleotides long. The record is from RefSeq and is a predicted model, not a curated record. Lineage: Eukaryota; Viridiplantae; Streptophyta; Magnoliopsida; Poales; Poaceae.